AUGCUACGUUCCUUGUCAUCCAUCACCCGCAUUGGAAGAGUAUCCCGACCAUGGGUGCGAUUGUCUAGUACCAAAGUCCCAUUUGACACUGAGCCGUUUCCCUUUUCUCGUUUUGAACCUUGUUGCAGCGAUCAAGCAGAGCAGCCCAUGGAGAAUGGCUUUGUGCAAUGUGCCAAGCAUCCGAUUCCCAAGGUCAUUGGCAAAAAAGUAGACAUGACAACCGAGUUACGCAAAUACGACCGUUCACGACAGCUCCUUGUGUGUGUGGGCGAGGAUGCACCAGAGUGGCAUCGAGCCAAGGUGGAAAGCGUCAAGGAUGGCUUGAUCCAUCGUCUUCAAGAAGAGCACAAGACAUGGUUACUACAAGGCAACAAGUCCACCAAUCCUGCCAUCUUAUUGACAACCGCUUGUGAACGACCCUCAUCAUCAUCAUCAGAAUGGCCCAAGUGUGAUAUCCUCAUGUUACCUGAAUUUCGUCGAUUCCCCGCUGUGGAUCCAGCAUCAUUGACAUCGUCUUCGCCCUUUAUCAAAACCAUGCAAGCUCUUUGGAAGGAUCCAACAACACAAGAUUUACCUGAUCCCGGCAUUCCUUAUGAAAGUAUGGAUGAUGUCGAUACAUUGGUUCUUGUAUGCACACACACUAUGCGUGACAAGCGAUGUGGUAUCCUGGGUCCUUUGAUCGUCGAUGAAUUUAGAAAGGUCUUGGAGGAGAAAAAUCUACUCACUACCAAAGGUGGCAAGGUCGAAGUAUGGGGUGUCAGUCACUUUGGAGGUCAUGUAUUUGCUGGCAAUGUCAUCAUUCACCAAAAGGGUCUUGGAGGUCAUGCUUAUGGUAAUGUACGGGCAUGUCAUGUCCCAAGUAUCGUGGAUCGCCAUAUUGUCCAUGGCAAAGUGAUCAAGGAGCUCUGGCGUGGUGCAGUGACCAAUCCAUGA
Molecule: messenger RNA, 933 nt
Organism: Lichtheimia ornata
Lineage: Eukaryota; Fungi; Mucoromycota; Mucoromycetes; Mucorales; Lichtheimiaceae
Exons: 2
Coding region: 1-933 (310 amino acids)
Source: RefSeq, a predicted model, not a curated record